AUGAAUCUUGUUGACAAGAAACCUGGAUAUACCAGGAGUGGGGAACCGCCACUAUUUUUUAUUAUGAUGCGAUUUAACAUUAAAAUAGCACUACUGUUUCUUGUGUUUGUUGGGAUUUUAACAGUUUUAACGUUGUAUUCGUUUUGUGGAAGCUCAGAUAAGGAAUGGCACAGAUUGAACAGUCUUAGCUCAAAAUCGUUUGAUCUUCAGGUCACUGAAGAACUAGAUUGUGAAAUAAACGGAGAUUAUAUCAUUGGUUGUCGCAAAGAAGGGGAUGAUGUUUAUAUCCCCUUUUCAUUUUUACACAAAUAUUUUGAAGUGUAUGGAAAGCUAGCCACAUAUGAUGGGACGGAACGAUUUGAGUGGUCUCAUAGCUACAGCAAAGUUUAUCGUCCUAAGGCCAAAUAUGAUCCCAGGGGUGUAUUUAUGUAUUUUGAAAAUUAUAAUGUAGAAGUCAGAGAUAGGGUUAAAUGCGUUAGUGGAAUAGAGGGAGUACCUGUAUCUACGCAAUGGGAGAGUCAAGGUUAUUACUACCCCACGCAGAUAGCUCAGUUUGGGCUUUCCCACUUUAGCAAAAACCUGACUGAACCAGAACCUAGAAGGAAGAUGGUAGAAGACUGUGAAAAAGACUUAGCCAAGUGGACAGUACCGCCAACUGCAAAGCUGGAAAGGCUCUUAGAAAAAUCUUCUAAUAAUAAAAUUUUAAAAUUUGUUACCAGUGAAAAUUAUAUGGAGGGGAUUAGACUGAAGAUGGAUCACGUUUUGUACUUUGUUAUGAGUAUGGAUGUUUUUUUGAAUAGUAACAGUAGUAUUACUGUUACGUUGCAAAAUAGGGAAAAUAAAGAAAUUUAUUUUUUACACUACAUUACUUCGGAUAUUUGGAUAACUUCUCAGGAUAAUAACAUUUACCACGGUAUCGGAACAAGCCCGAGCUGGAAGAAAAUGACCCGAGAUUUGAUCAUAGAUCUUCACAAAGGUCUCGCGUAUUUGGACAAAGACAAAUCGAAACCCAAACUAUCCAGAUCCAAAAUGAAAGUCAUCGAUAUAACGCUGAGAGGUUCGGGAGCUAUCGACAAUCUUACACUCUCCUCUUCGGAGCACAUCCAGCAGUUUUAUGAUGCCGCUGAAUGGUUCGUUAGACACCAAGACGUUGAAACCGGCGGAUGGGCCAUUCCCGUCAAACGGAAAUUAGCCGCCGGCUUUCAAGACCUGGAGCCUGGUUGGUAUUCAUCAAUGGGGCAAGGCCACGCAUUAUCAGUGUUGUCUAGAGCUUACUACCAUUCCGGGGGCGACAUUAGAUACCUAACAGCCGCUCUGAGAGGCCUCAAACCUUUCCGAGUGCCCAAUUCCCAAGGAGGAGUCCGAGCAACGUUUCUUAAUACCUACAACUGGUACGAGGAAUACCCCACCGAACCAGCAUCUUUUGUACUCAACGGUUUCAUUUAUUCUCUCUUAGGUUUGUAUGAUUUGAUAACCAUAGCACCUCACAGAGAAGCACAGGAAGCCGAAAUUUUGUAUAAUGAAGGUAUGAUUUCUCUAAAAAAUAUGUUACCCUUGUUCGAUAUGGGCAGCGUUACUUCGUAUGACUUAAGACACUUCACGAUCAGUACUGCGCCAAAUUUGGCCAGGUGGGACUACCACGCUACCCAUGUUAAUCAACUUUUGUUACUAAGCACUAUUGAAAAUGAGCCGCUUUAUAAAGUAACUGCCGAAAGGUGGAUUGGGUAUAUGAAUGGUAAAAGAGCGGAUCAUAACUAA
Diabrotica balteata is the source of this 1758-nucleotide messenger RNA. Lineage: Eukaryota; Metazoa; Arthropoda; Insecta; Coleoptera; Chrysomelidae. The record is from the annotation of a GenBank genome assembly.